AUGGCGGCGGCGGCGGGCGGCAGGCGGGCCAAGGCCCCGCGCGGGGCGGCGGCGCGGCGGCGGCCACGGCCGGCGGCACCGGGCACCGAUGGGAGACCGCGGGCGACGGCCGGUCGGCCCGCCGACGAGGAAGUGUCCAGCGAUUCCGAGACAGAGAGCCCGUUGUUGGGGCGGCGGCGGCGAGAGGCAGCGGAGGAGGAGGUGGAGGAGACGCCGCAGGAGAAGAAGCUGCGCUUGGCCAAGCAGUACCUGGAGGAGCUCCGGCAGCUCGAGGAGGAGCGGGCGGAGGACGAGGAGGAGCUCGAGCCGGCGGAUCUCAUCGGCGACCGCCUGAAGGAGGACGUGCUGGAGCAGAGAGGCCGGCUGCAGCGCCUGGUCGCCAAAGAUGUACAGCCCCCAGAUCCAGCCAGGAUCCGUGUGCUGCGGGGACACCAGCUGCCCGUUACCUGCCUCGUCAUCUCUCCUGAUGACAAAUUCAUUUUUUCUGCUUCCAAGGACGGCUCCCUCAUCAAAUGGGAGGUGGACAGUGGGAAGAGGCUGUGCGUGGUGCCCGGGGGGAAGAAGGGCACGGAGGAGCGGCACAUGGGGCACGCGUCCCAGGUCCUUUGCAUGGCCAUUUCAUCGGACGGCAAGUACCUGGCUACGGGAGACAGGAACAAGCUGAUCAUGAUCUGGGAUGCCGCCACCUGCAAGCGCCUGCACAUCUUCACGGGGCACCGCGACGCCGUCUCGGGCCUGUCCUUCCGAAAGGGCACACACCAGCUGUACAGCGCUUCCCACGACCGCUGCGUCAAGGUCUGGGACGUGGCUGAGAACGCAUACGUGGAGACCCUGUUUGGACACCAGGACGUCAUCACAGGGCUGGACAGCCUGAGCCGGGAGUGCUGUGUGACUGCGGGGGGACGGGACGGCACCGUGCGGCUCUGGAAGAUCCCCGAGGAGUCACAGCUCGUCUUCUCUGGGCACCAGGGCUCCAUCGACUGUAUCCAGCUCAUCAACGAGGAGCACAUGGUGUCUGGUGCAGAUGAUGGGUCUGUAGCCCUGUGGGGGCUGACGAAGAAGAAGCCGCUGGCGCUGGCUCGGCAGGCGCACGGCGAGCAGGGCACCGAGGGCCUGCAGCAGCCCUGCUGGGUCUCAGCCGUGGCUGCCCUGCGCAACAGUGACCUCCUGGCCACAGGGUCCCACAGCGGCAGCGUGAAACUCUGGAAGUGUGGGGAAGGAUUUCGGAAGCUGGAGCACCUCUUGGACAUCCCCUUGGUGGGUUUUGUGAACAGCCUCAAGUUCUCAGCAGCUGGUGACUUCCUGGUGGCUGGCAUCGGGCAGGAGCACCGGCUUGGACGGUGGUGGAGAAUCAAAGAAGCCAAAAACAGUAUCUACAUCAUCCCCCUGAAGCAGAAGACCACAACCUCCAGCCCUGAAUCCCCUGGCAGCUCCUAGCCCUCUGUCCCUGGAGCCACUGGAGCAGGUCAUUCUGUCCCUGGAGCUGUGCCCCCAUCCUUGGUGCAGCCACCACCGUGCUCAGCAGGAUGUGAGUGGGGGUUGUCCCAUGGCCCCUGAUUCUGCUGGCCCCCAU
Melospiza georgiana is the source of this 1573-nucleotide messenger RNA. RefSeq names its product ribosomal RNA processing 9, U3 small nucleolar RNA binding protein (gene RRP9). Gene Ontology annotation, cellular component: small-subunit processome. The record is from RefSeq and is a predicted model, not a curated record. Lineage: Eukaryota; Metazoa; Chordata; Aves; Passeriformes; Passerellidae. The coding region runs from base 1 to 1437 and encodes 478 amino acids. Gene Ontology annotation, molecular function: protein binding; snoRNA binding. The transcript is spliced from 15 exons.